Molecule: messenger RNA, 408 nt
Organism: Knipowitschia caucasica
Lineage: Eukaryota; Metazoa; Chordata; Actinopteri; Gobiiformes; Gobiidae
Source: the annotation of a GenBank genome assembly
AUGGAGGCGGUUCUGGAGAGAGCCCUGGUGCUGAGCCUGGGGAAGCUGCUGGUCACUCUCCCGCUCCUGCGCUCGGCCCUCAGGUCCGUCAGCAGCCCAGUGAGCUUCUGCUGCUGCUGCCUGCUGCUCUUCACUGAUGCGGUUCUGACAAUCUUCUUCAGUUCCUUGCUGAUCCUGAGGCAAUGGCAGCUCAUAGCUCCCUCUGCUGGUGACAUCAUUGCGCAGCGCUCCCUGCUUUUCACUUGCAACACGUACGGAGCCGUCUUUUUCCUCACACUGCCUGAAAUUGUUGUGGACAUUCUCAUUCGCCAUCUGCAAUUACUGGAAACCGACGAUCACUGCCAGCACCACGACACGAAGCGACCAGAUGACACUCCCGGUUUUAAACAUUCCAAAGAAAACACGUGA